AUGAAGUUCACAGUGGUCUUACACGCCGUGCUCAGCGCGGCCUCCCUUCUGCCGGCCGCCCGUCGUUCAAGUCUCAGACGCCGCCUUAACACGCUCCUCCCGCACAGUUCGGAAGACAACAGCCCCCGUGAGUUGAAAUACGACAGCAACUGGGCCGGAGCCGUCUUGACCGGGGCUGGCUACCGGACCGUCACCGGCACGAUCGCGGUCCCCACCUUGAAGCUCCCGCCCGGAGCCAACAGCAGCGUGCUCCACGCCGUCUCGGCCUGGGUGGGCAUCGACGGCGAGCGCGACUGCCCCAACGCGAUCCUGCAGGCGGGCGUGGACAUGUUCAUGAACCACAGCAUCUUGUCCUACUGGGCAUGGAUCGAAUGGUUCCCCAGCCACAUCCAGUACCUUCCCAUGUCGAUCCGGCCCGGCGACGCGGUGACGCUCAACGUGACGGCGCCGACGCUCGACUCGGCCGUCUUCAGCCUGACGAACCACCGGACGGGCCAGCGCGACGUCGCGCGGCUGACCGGCCAGGCGCCGCUGCUGUGCGGCUUCAGCGCCGAGUGGAUUGUCGAGGACUUCUGGGCGAGCGACGGCGUGCCGCUGCCCGACUUCGGAAGCGUGCCGUUCAUCUCUGCGCAGUUCGCCACCGACUCGGGCGUCGUCGGUGGCGUGGAGGACGCCCGGCUGGACGGCGUCAAGGAGCGGGCCGACGGGCCGCCCGUGAUCCAGUGCUUCAAGACAAGCUGGGAGGGGGUGAUGUGUGCUUUCCAGAACGCGACGAAUCCGUGA
Molecule: messenger RNA, 783 nt
Organism: Thermothielavioides terrestris NRRL 8126
Lineage: Eukaryota; Fungi; Ascomycota; Sordariomycetes; Sordariales; Chaetomiaceae
Exons: 3
Coding region: 1-783 (260 amino acids)
Biological process (GO): proteolysis
Molecular function (GO): glutamic-type endopeptidase activity
Source: RefSeq, a predicted model, not a curated record